Molecule: messenger RNA, 270 nt
Organism: Dictyostelium discoideum AX4
Lineage: Eukaryota; Evosea; Eumycetozoa; Dictyosteliales; Dictyosteliaceae
Exons: 1
Coding region: 1-270 (89 amino acids)
Source: RefSeq, a predicted model, not a curated record
AUGCCUCCACACGGUCAUCAUCAUCAUCACCAUGGUCACCAUGGUCACCAUGAACAUAUUACAAUCACUCCAGUUUAUGCACCACCACAAGUUGUUCAACCAAUUUAUGCACCACCACCAGUUGUCCAACCAGUUUAUGUUCAACCACCAGUAGUUUAUCCACAAGCUACAAUUGUCUUAGAAACUGGUCACCACCAUGGACAUCAUCAUCACCAUGGCCAUCAUGGUCAUCAUGAUCAUCACCACCACGGUCAUCAUGGUCACCACUAA